Messenger RNA from Saxophila tyrrhenica, 1077 nucleotides. RefSeq lists its product as uncharacterized. The coding region runs from base 1 to 1077 and encodes 358 amino acids. The record is from RefSeq and is a predicted model, not a curated record. The transcript has a single exon. Gene Ontology annotation, molecular function: NAD binding; oxidoreductase activity, acting on the CH-OH group of donors, NAD or NADP as acceptor. NCBI's taxonomy places the organism in Eukaryota, Fungi, Ascomycota, Dothideomycetes, Mycosphaerellales, Extremaceae.
AUGGCUUCACAAACUCCGAUGUCAGUCGCCGUUCUCGACGACUACCAAAACAUCGCUCUCAACCACUUCUCUCGCCUGCAGAACAUCAAGCUCGACAACUUUCCGAGUACCCUCAAUGCCGCGGUCCCAGAAGGUCUCUCUGCCCUGGCAAAGCAACUCCAACCCUACCAAGUCAUCAGCACAAUGCGCGAACGCACCGCUUUCCCCGCCGAGCUCCUCCAACAACUGCCCAAUCUCAAAUUGCUCAUGACCACCGGGCCGCGGAACGCUUCCAUCGAUCUCGCCGCUGCGUCCAAGCGCGGUGUUGUAGUGACGGGGACAGCGGGUGGGAAACCCUCUCGUCCGGAGAACUAUAGUACAGCGGACCUCCCGCCCCCGGCCUCAGCGGACUCAACGAGCCAACACGCCUGGGCGCUAUUACUGAGUCUCUGCUCCCGCAUCCCCCACGACGAUCCCGCGCUCAAGACGGAUCCAGGAGCAUGGCAAAGCGGUUUCUCCAUCCCACUUGGCGGCAAAACGCUCGGGGUCGUCGGAUUAGGCAAAUUAGGCGCGAAAAUGGCUCGGACAGCCGUGUUGGCUUUUGGAAUGAACGUGAUUGCCUGGAGCGAGAACUUGACGCAGGAGAAAGCCGAUGCUGCUGCUGAGAGCGCCGGGUUGGCUAAAGGGACGUUCAAGGCGGUGGGGAAGGAGGAGUUGUUCCGGCAGGCGGAUGUGGUGAGUUUGCACCUUGUGCUUUCGGAGAGGAGUAGAGGGGUGGUGGGGAGCAGGGAGUUGGAGAUGAUGAAGGGGAGUGCGGUGUUGGUUAAUACGUCGCGCGGGGGGUUGAUUGAUGAAGAAGCGUUGUUGGAGACGGUGAAGGAGGGUGGGAUUAGGGGCGUAGCGUUGGAUGUCUUCUGGACCGAGCCGCUGCCAGAGGGUAGUGCUUGGAGGAAGAGAGAUGGGUUUAAGACGGAGGUGGUGCUGAGCCCGCAUAUGGGGUACACUAAUGCGGGGACGAUGAACAGGUGGUACGAGGAGCAGGCGGAGAAUCUGGAGCGGUGGUUGAAGGGGGAGGAAUUGAAGCUGAAGAUGAACUGA